AGGUCACAGGAACCGGCAAUAAAUAUGUGAGGAGCACGCAGCUGACGGUUAGGGCUUUAACGAAGAAACGAAGCCGGAGAAGAGGGCUCGAGCGGAUUACCUUAUCUAUACACGUACACAGCACCAAGAGUAUGGAUCGGUACCAGAAGGUGGAGAGACCAAGGGACGAGACGCGGAUUGAUGAAAAUGAGAUUAGGAUUACAAGCCAAGGCAGGAUGAGGAGCUAUAUUACUUAUGCCAUGGGUCUGCUACAGGAAAAAGGCUCGGAUGAUAUUGUGUUUAAGGCAAUGGGCAGAGCCAUCAAUAAAACCGUGACAAUUGUGGAGUUAAUUAAGAGGAGAAUUGUUGGUCUUCACCAAAUUACAUCAAUUCAAUCCACCGACAUAGUCGAUACAUGGGAACCCCUUGAAGAAGGCCUUCAAACCCUGGAAACAACAAGGAAAGUUUCAAUGGUCACAAUUACACUGUCAAGAAAGGAGCUGGAUAAGACAAACAUUGGCUACCAACCUCCCAUACCAGCUGACCAGGUGAAGGUGGCUGCAGAGCUUGACUAUGAUGGAGAGGGAUCACCUCCUGCACGUGGAAGAGGCCGAUUUGGUAGAGGGAGGGGGAGGCCCAGAGCUCCUUAUGGGAAUGGUUUUGCUUCUGCUGAGUAUGAGGAUGGUGGCUAUGAAAGGAACGGUGGUUAUCCCAGAGGUAGGGGUCGAGGUAGGGGUCGCAAUUUCCGUGGCCGUGGCAGGGGUGGAUACAAUUCCCCACAAUUUGAUUCUCAGUAUGAUGCUGGUGGCUAUGUACACGAGGCACCGCGAGGCCGUGGGCGUGGCAGGGGAGUUCGCGGUCGAGGUCGUGGGUUUAGAUCUAAUGGGAGGGUCCAAGCUGCUGCUUGAGUUGCUUAGGUGCACAAUGUUCAAAUUUGGGGUGUGGCUUGCUUAGCUUGUAUGAGAACAAUUCGCAAUAUUAUUAUGUUCUUUUAAUGAUGGAUAUCUGCCCCAAAUCUAUGUACUUUAUUUUCUUUGAGUCGACAGUAGAUUGAUUUUUAUUUAGGAUGUUCUCUUAGAUCCAUUAUUAUUCUAGACUAAGUUUGCAGGUGUGCUUGCAUGCAUGCCUUUUCUUUGUAAUCUUAACAUUCCCAUCAUAAUGUCUUUUUUCUUUUUUUACUCAAAUGUAACCUCUCUGUGAAAAGAGCAUAUUUGUUCAUUUCUAUGUCCAAUAAAGCUUCUUGUUAAUCUGUAA
Andrographis paniculata is the source of this 1233-nucleotide messenger RNA. RefSeq lists its product as uncharacterized. Gene Ontology annotation, molecular function: RNA binding. The coding region runs from base 132 to 887 and encodes 251 amino acids. The transcript has 9 exons. Lineage: Eukaryota; Viridiplantae; Streptophyta; Magnoliopsida; Lamiales; Acanthaceae. The record is from RefSeq and is a predicted model, not a curated record.